GGAUGUCCAAUCAGAUCUAGGAACCUCCCACCAGAGGAGUGUGCUCCGUUGCAGGGAGCCCCAGGUUUUCAUUUGCAUCCGACAUUCCUGCUCUGCUUCAUUAAAGUUGGCUUGGUAUUAUUUGUGGGUCCAAAUCACUGUACCUGGGCUCAAAAGAAAUUACAUUUAAGGUUUGUGGAGUAUCACUGAGGCGUUUUUUUGUCGGAGUCAUAUCAGACUGAAAUGGAUGAAGGCAGCAUCAGGAAGAGGAAGGAGUCUCAAAACGGCUCCACCGGCCACAGCAUGGACUGUCAAACUAAAGACAAGCAGCCUGAGAAGGCUACUGUGCUUCAAAAAGAUGUUGGUCUAUUCAGUGGCAUCUGUCUGAUUGUGGGGACAAUGAUUGGCUCGGGCAUCUUCAUUUCUCCAAAGGCUGUUCUGCUGUACUCUGGAGCUGUGGGACCCUGCCUCCUCAUCUGGGCUGCCUGUGGCGUCUUAUCUACUCUGGGGGCACUGUGCUAUGCUGAGCUUGGCACCAUGAUCACCAAAUCGGGAGGAGAGCAUGCGUAUUUAAUGGAAGCUUUUGGCUCCCUUGUAGCCUACCUUUACUCCUGGACCACUGUCAUGGUACUGAAGCCCUCCUCCUUCGCCAUCAUCACACUGAGCUUUGCUGAAUAUGCGUCCGCUCCUUUCUACCCUGGUUGUACUCCUCCUCUUGUUGUUACCAAGUGUCUAUCAGCAGCAGCUAUAUUCUUGAUCGUCACUGUCAACUGUCUGAGUGUCAAACUGGCAAACUAUGUGCAGAACUUCUUCACUGCGGCCAAACUUCUCAUCAUUCUUGUUAUAGUGGGAGCUGGCAUCGUUAUGCUGGCACAAGGGAAAACUGAGACUUUGUCAAAUGCUUUUGAUGGGACGUCAUCGUCUGUUGGAGCAAUCGGACUUGCAUUUUAUAAUGGGUUUUGGGCUUACGAUGGAUGGAAUCAGCUGAAUUUUAUUACAGAAGAACUCAAAGACCCAUUCAGGAACCUGCCACUGGCCAUCCUGAUUGGGAUCCCUUUGGUAUCUGUGUGUUAUGUGUUGGUCAACGUUGCUUACUUCACUGUUAUGACCACCAGUGAACUGCUGUUGUCUCCAGCUGUUGCUGUGACUUUUGGAGACAGAGUCCUUUACCCUCUGUCAUGGAUGGUUCCUCUCUUUGUUGUCUUCUCUACAUUCGGCUCUGCCAAUGGAAGCUGCUUCACCGCUGGCAGAUUGGCCUAUGUGGCUGGUAGAGAGGGUCACAUGGUGAAAAUCUUAUCCUACAUUAGUCUGAAGCGCUACACUCCAUCCCCUGCUCUCCUAUUCAAUGGUGUUUUAUCUGUUUUCUACAUUGUCCCAGCAGACAUCAACACCCUCAUUAACUAUUUCAGCUUUGCUCAGUGGGCAUUUUAUGGUCUGACAGCACUGGCUCUCAUAGUCAUGCGCUUCACCAGGAAGGAUCUCCACAGACCAGUAAAGGUGCCGAUUGCCAUAGCAGGCCUGAUGGUCCUGGUGUCCUGCUACUUAGUCCUGGCUCCCAUCAUUGAUAAGCCAGACCUGGAGUACCUCUACUGUACGAUCUUCAUAUUCAGUGGACUUCUCUUCUACUACCCUUUUGUUUACCGGAAGGUCAACUGGGCACGCAAACUCAUGAGACCCAUCACCAUGCAUCUCCAGCUGCUGAUGGAAGUAGUUCCUCCUGAGAAAACCGAAUGAGAGCGGACUGAACUUACAACCAGGUCAACUCCUGUUGCUUGUCGUGAAACACGUCGAGCCUUGUAUUGGAAACAGUGGACUAGAAAUUUGGGUGCUCUGAGUAGGUGUGAGCCAAACAUCAGAGCUCAUCUCUGCUGAAAAGCUGCAUGACAAAAAUAAAAGGGGGAUGAUGAACCCUUUUUACCAGGGUAAGAUAAAAAUCAUCAUUUAGGUUCAGGGAUGAAAAAAGAGGAUUCAUGUUUUUAGAGUGUCCAUAUCUGCUCUAGCUAUAAGAAUAGCUAGGACAGAUAUAGUUAUGUAAAAAAAUUUUUUUUUAAAUGACCAUAUUCUCAUGAUGUCUUUCCCCACAUGAAGAAAUAAAUCAACUUUCCUGUGAUGAUAGUUAAGCUACAAUUGGAGGAUGUUGGGUAGGAUUUUACUUUGAAAUACACAACCUUUUUUAUAAUAAAUAUAAUCUGCAGUUCUAGGAAGUAUUAUGCAAUCAUAUUAAACAUUUUUCAUGUAGUUAAUGUGCAAUAAUGUUUUCACUGUGCCAAAGAUCAUGGGAUGUAAAGAAGAUUUAGAUAUGCAUGACUCUGCACUUAAGGAAAGGGAAAUGGAUUGUGGAAACCAACAUGAAAGCUCAGCAGAUCGUGAACAACAUGUGAAAACAUGUUUAUUCAUGUUGCUCCUGAGGUUGUAAAUGGAAAGUUUCUUUAAUGUGCACAUUG
Molecule: messenger RNA, 2423 nt
Organism: Larimichthys crocea (large yellow croaker)
Lineage: Eukaryota; Metazoa; Chordata; Actinopteri; Sciaenidae
Gene: slc7a9
Product: solute carrier family 7 member 9
Exons: 13
Coding region: 223-1713 (496 amino acids)
Biological process (GO): amino acid transmembrane transport
Cellular component (GO): membrane
Molecular function (GO): L-amino acid transmembrane transporter activity
Source: RefSeq, a predicted model, not a curated record